CGCCCCUCUUGCGUGCCAGCGUGAGGCAGGAAGGGAAGGGAAGGGAAGCGAAGCGAAGCUGAAGGAACCAACCGCCUAUUCAAGUCCAAAGAGACCAGAGGAGUCAAGACGGCGGAGUCAGUUGCAAGCUCGACUCCCGCAAGAGCUGCUUGUCGGCCACGUUGUUGUGUCCCGUCUUCAAAAUGGCUUAUCACAGUCCUUACAGAGCUCCUCCGCAUAUAAACAACCCUCCGGAUCAGAGCUUUUUGUGGAAUAUCUUCCAGAGGGUGGACAAGGACCGCAGUGGGGUGAUAUCAGACUCGGAGCUCCAGCAGGCCUUAUCAAAUGGCACAUGGACACCGUUCAACCCCGUGACUGUGCGCUCCAUAAUAUCCAUGUUCGACAGGGAAAAUAAGGGCGGCGUGAACUUCAACGAGUUUGCGGGCGUGUGGAAAUACAUCACAGAUUGGCAGAACAUCUUCCGGACCUACGACCGGGAUAACUCGGGCUUCAUCGACAAGAACGAGCUCAGACAGGCACUGACCGGAUUUGGUGAGCAGCAAAGGUAUCGUCUAUCAGAUCAGUUUUACGGUACGCUGAUUGAGAAGUUUGACCGACAAAGGAAGGGGCAGGUGGCCUUCGAUGACUUCAUCCAAUGCUGUAUCGUACUUCAGAGGUUGACCGAUGUUUUCAGGAGGUACGACACAGACCAAGAUGGCUGGAUCCAGGUGUCAUAUGAACAAUAUCUAUCCAUGGUCUUUAAUGUAGUAUAAUGGCAGCAAAGUGCAGCACAACAAACUGGACAGAACUGUGCCCAAAAAAAAAAAAAGAAGCUACUGGCACUCCCUGGAUGUCCGCCACAGUGGUGGACACUACAAGAUUUUUUUUCCUGGCGCUACGUCGGGCUGGCUCGCACAAAUGUAUAGCAUUGAUCUAAACGAUUGACUAUCCAAGGUGUGUCAGAAAAGACUGGCGUAUAUUUCAAACACACAGGGUCUCCCUGAUGUCUAGAAUGCACAUUCCCAGUCUCCAGCACUUCUGGAAGGAUUCUUCCGGUCAGUACAGUGGAAGUUUGAAAUAUAUCUUUGGUGACACCAGUCCUGGAACUUUACUGACACAUUUUGCAUUAGGGUGCUUUUGUGUCUUAUUUUUGAAGUUGUCACAAAGUUUCAAAAAAUCUUGUAGUGUUACUUGCGGACCAAUUUUCAUUUAUGUAUGUAUGUAUCGAGCACUCCAAAUGAGGGAUUACGAUGGUGCCUUGAGAUACGAGUUAAGCAGUUGCCAUUUUCUUUUGAACUAAAAUCAUGUGUAUGGAAAACAGCCAAAUAAUUGCCGAAAUAAAGCCUCCGCCAGUUAAUUGCUUUUGCUAGUUAGGUUCUGUUUACAGAAAAUGUAUAGCGACUCAGUCAUAUACUCGCUCGUAUGCUUUGAACAAUUAUCAGUGCCAUAUUGAUGAGAGGAGUUGAGAUGUUAUGAAUCCCACCGACGUGCUAGGCCAAAACAUGUCUGUGUAAUACAAUUGCCUACUGUGGGAUUCAUAAAAACACACCUCGAUGAUCCUCAUUCUUAUCCUGACCCAGGUGGCAAAUGGAGCAGCUUUUUUUGUUGUGUUGGGACCAGAAAAAAAGCAAUCAUUACUGUAUUAAAAAACAAAACAAAAAAACAUUUGUGUUAUUUUUCAUGAGUGUUUUAAGUUAGCCUUAUUAAACUUGUAUCUCAAGGGACCAUAAUAUCACUAUUGACAGUGUCUUUUUUGUCAGCCUGUCUGUUAUUGUCAUUUUAAUCUCAGAUUUAACGAGAAAGCAUUGUUAAUAUAGUCCAUCGCAUGCUAUUCAGGGUUAACCCUCAAGUUGUCGCAUGCUCUUACACUUUUUCCUCGUCUCUUUCCUUCAGUUUAAAGCCUUGUUUACAAAUACUGUGAAAGCAGUUCUGCUUGAAAAUUGACAUGCCAGCUUACAUGCCAUAUUUUUACAAAUUUAGUUUUUUAACAUCAAAUGCUAUUAUUGGAAGAGGCUGACCUUAACGCCAUAGGUAUUGCUUAUUUUUGUGUGCAUGAUGCCUUAAAGAAUAAAAAAAAUUGCAAAUAAGUGAAUUCUUUAAUUAAAAAAAAUGGACAAAUG
Messenger RNA from Syngnathus typhle (broad-nosed pipefish), 2099 nucleotides. RefSeq names its product programmed cell death 6 (gene pdcd6). Gene Ontology annotation, molecular function: calcium ion binding. The coding region runs from base 183 to 752 and encodes 189 amino acids. The transcript is spliced from 6 exons. The record is from RefSeq and is a predicted model, not a curated record. Lineage: Eukaryota; Metazoa; Chordata; Actinopteri; Syngnathiformes; Syngnathidae.